Lachancea mirantina is the source of this 1497-nucleotide messenger RNA. The record is from the annotation of a GenBank genome assembly. Lineage: Eukaryota; Fungi; Ascomycota; Saccharomycetes; Saccharomycetales; Saccharomycetaceae.
AUGGACUUUCAAGUAUUUAUUUUUUGUGGGAAAGGCUACAAUUUGUUUCCCUUUACGCAGCGUAAAGAUGACUCUGGAGCUCCAAAAGCACUGCUUCCCAUCGCCAACAGGCACAUGAUUGAGUAUGUGCUCGAUUGGUGUGAUCAAGGUGGAUUCAAAGAAAUUAACGUUUUGGGAGAGGCCACAGAUGUUGCCAUGAUUAAAGAGCGUUUGAGAACGUAUAUCAAUGUGAGGGAGAGCCAAUACGAGAUCCUCUUGAAAAGCAUUCAAGCGCAUCAUGUACAACAGGUGCGUAAACCUGCGCCGAUCAAUUUCAUAGUAACUAAGGGAGAAACGACCGGUGAAGUGCUGUGCAACGAUUUGCGAGAUCGCAUCACAGGCGAUUUCGUUGUCUUGCCGUGCGAUUUCAUAACGGACAUUCCACCUCAAAUCUUGAUUGAUCAAUACCGUAACAAGGACUCCGACAAUCUGGCAAUGGCCGUUUAUUAUCGGAACGGGUUCCAGAAUAUAGACAAGAAACAUUUGAAACCGUCAUACAUCGUGUACUCAGAAAAUGAGAACUCCAUGAAACAGCCUGUUUUGCUAGACAUGUAUUCGGGUGACGACGUUGAACGGUCGAAAUAUUUGCAAAUCAGAACUCAAUUGCUUUGGCGGUAUCCAAACGCGUCUGUUUCCAAGAAAUUGCUCGAUUCAUUCAUCUACGUGUGCUCUUACGAUAUCAUCAAACUUAUUUCUGAAAACGAGAAUCCAAGAUUCCCGCCCGGUGGUGAGUCUGAGGAUUCUGACGAAGAAACUCAGAAUGCAACACAGCAGUCGUUGGUGAUCAAACCCAGCUAUUUUAACAAAAAGAAUAAGUUGAUACGAGAUUCCAUCAACGUCGAUAAGUCGCUAGACAAGGUUAUAAGAGACUUGGCGAGACGUUCCUGGAGACACGCCAAACUACGCGAGACUAUUGGCCUAUUUGUGCUUCCCGCGGGUGGUGCUUUUAUCAGAUCUAACAGCUUGACGGCAUAUACAGAGGCAAAUCGUUACAUUUUGAGGAUAAAAUCGUCUGUAAUGCAAUCGCAGCAAAUCACGGGCACGAACAUAGGUGCCGACUCCAUCGUGGGACCAAAUUGUAUUGUGGGAGAAAGGACCAGUGUGAAAUUGUCUGUGUUAGGCAGGGAUACCAAGAUUGGUAAACGCUGUCGUAUUGUCGGUAGUGUUGUGCUAGAUGGUGCCAUUAUUGACGACGAGAGUAUUUUAGAGAAUGUUAUCGUUGGUCCUGCCACUCAAAUUGGUAAAAAAUCAAGAUUGACAAAUUCCUACAUUGAGGGUUCCUAUAUUGUAAGCCCCAAGACGGUUUUGAAGGGAGAAACUUUAACGCACAUUCAUUUGGAUGAGAUACUCACAAGUGAGGAGAUGACAGAUUCUACCGAUGACGAUGAAUCUAGCGGUUACACGGAGGAGUAUGUGGAUGACGAUGAAUUCGAGGACGACGGAUUGUUUGAACGAUAG